AAUCAGCUGUAAUGUAAUGGCGGACAGGUGGAGCGGUUAGUGAUAAGUGACGUUAACUUUAGUUUGUGACAUUUUUUUUAAUUCAUAAGUUUUAAUGCUAACUUAUCUUUUCGUUAAAUGAGUAGUCCAUGGCUAUCUUAAAGAAAUUACCGGGCUUUGCUUUGCAGCAGACUCAUGGACGACACUGUUAGUGAAUUAUCUGGUGAAUCAAUUCCCUCUGAUGAUUAUGAGUUCAUCAAUGACCCUCUUCAACGGCAAAAUUUGCUGUAUCCAUUGCCAUACCUGAAAAUAGCAGACAAUGGUGAUCUCAACCAGUUAAAAACUUGUUUGAAUGAAGUGCUAAAUGAAAGUGAAACAAUGAGUGACUCUGAUCAAAAAGAUUGCUCGGAGGGUAGUAAGCUCAAAGAAAAUCCAAUCUCUCCGAAAGAUGAUUAUAUGCCCUCUGAUGUGGCCAUCAGUGAAAUAGCUGAUGACGAUUAUUGGGCGACACUCGCAGAGAACAGUUUUUCAGAUAAUGGCGGCGACAUUAUUCAAGACUGUACCAUGUUCAAUGGCAUUACUUACCUGGGUGCAGCUGCAAUUAAUGCACCCAAAAGCGAGCCAGAAAUCUUACGUAAUAUGGCAAUUCUGAAUAAUGAACAAUCAGCUGAUACAGCAAUUAAAGUGUCUCUUUCAAUUCCCAGUUAUUCAACUGGAACUGUAGUUAUAUAUGAUGCAGCAACUAAUGUUGUAAUGGGUAAAUAUGAAAUCCCUCGGAUUUCUUUUUAUGCGCGUGGUACAAGCGAUACCAAAGAGGCUGCCUGUUUCGCAUUCACCUGGUCGCACGGUGAUACGUUAGAAUCAGCUAUUUUCCAGUGCCAUGUUUUCAAAUGUGAUAUUCCUGAAGCUGUUGGACAAGUUUCAUUAUGUUUUGCCAAGGCUUUUGAGAAACCGAAAUCUAUGACACUAUCUUUGAAUGGUGAUCUGAGUCAAAGUGAGCAAUAUGAAUUUGGAAGUAAAGCAAGUAAUGUGAAAAUGUUUGUUUUUGAAGUUUUAUUAGAAAUCAAGGAAGAUGAUGGCAAGGGAGGUUUUGCAUUAGUGCCAAGAGAGAAAAGUUACCUAAAAUUAAGGAGUAAUGUAGCUAAACAAAUUUGCCUGACGGUAAAGCAGGUCAUGUCAAACGAUGCUGAUGCCCACUCUCUUCAAGUUGAGCGAUGUUUCGGUGUCCUAGUUUCUCCUGGCCGCCAUGUCCGUCAUAGUGAUAUGCAGUUACUAGAUAUUUUUUCUAUGGGCCUAAGAUCAGAAAAUGGCUGCACAAGCUAUAUUAUUUCUGGACACUGGGAUCCCACAAACCCUGUAUUUGAGUCAUUAAAUGUUGAAAGUCAAAAAAAUUAUUUGACAAUUGCUGUUGAUCUAGUUAUGGACUGUAUUAGUGAGCCAGUUAGAUUCUCGUUAGUUACUCCUGUGAAAAUAUUCCCACAGAAUGAAAAAUUCUGGUCUUUUAUCUGGCGGCCUGUCAUCCAACAGUUUUAUUUACACUUACAACAGGUUCCUAACACUGAAAAUCUAGAAUAUAAGCUAGUAUCUAUCGAAUGCUCCGGAGAGUUGGAUAGAAAUAGAUUAAACUUGACGUUUAACAAGCUCGCUAACUUUAUCAGAUCACCCAGCCUAAGCUCUGUUGAAGCACUCUCUCCCCGAGAUGACUCAUCGGAUGGAGAUGAGCCUUUGUUGAGUGGCACAGGAGAGGUUUCGAAAGACUGCCCCGAAGACGAAUUAUCUUCUUGGGCUGAUGUAUUGGCUAGAUGGAGAGCAAACAAUGCAAAACCACGACAAUUGAACUCGCUAGUCAAACAAGGUAUUCCGGAAGCCUUGAGAGGAGAGGUGUGGCAGAGACUUGCACAAAGUGAAAAUGAUGAUGCAACCAUGGAUACCUAUAGAAUACUUAUCACCCAAGAAAGCAGCUGCGAAAGUGUAAUUCAAAGAGAUAUCAACCGUACUUUUCCUGCGAAUGAUUUUUUCAAGGAAGCAGGAGGAAUGGGCCAAGACUCUCUGUAUAGGAUAUCUAAAGCAUACGCUGUUCAUGACUCUGAAGUUGGAUACUGCCAGGGACUCAGUUUUCUAGCAGCCACACUCCUUCUUCAUAUGCCAGAAGAGCAAGCGUUUUGUGUGUUGGUGAAACUUAUGUAUGAUUAUGGACUUAGAGACUUGUAUAAAGAUGGUUUUGAAAAUUUGUAUUUAAGACUUUACCAACUCAACCGGUUGAUAGAAGAGCAGAUUCCUGCCUUAUGGUCUCAUCUGAAAGAAAAAGGAGUGGAGACUCACAUGUUUGCAUCUCAAUGGUUCUUGACAUUAUACACUGCUAGAUUUCCCUUGUAUUUUGUAUUUAGAGUCAUAGAUCUUUUUCUCUUUCAAGGUCUUGACACAUUAUUUCAAAUUGCCCUUGCUUUGCUCAUGAUGAUCAAAAAAGAUUUAUUAGCUCUUGAUUUUGAAAAUAUUUUGAAAUAUUUCCGAGUAUCAUUACCGAAAAAAUGCCGAAAUGAGGAAACAGCAGGACUUCUAAUCAAAUAUGCCUGUAGCAUCAAAGUGAAGAAACUGAAGAAGUAUCAACAAGAAUUCCUUGCACUAAAAGAUGAACCGACAAUUAAAAAGAAGCACUUUAAAUCUUUUCGAAGGAAUAUGAGCCAGCUGAUGGAUAAUAUGGAUGGAACUCUAAAUUGGUUGAACAUGUUAUGAAUGUAGCCAGAAGUAUUUUUCAUAGCUCACAAAUACUUAUAAAGCCCAACUGAAUGUUUUAAAAGUUCAGGGCUUCAGACGUAGAUGUCAUCAAAUUAACUCCCAAAGUAUUUUGUACUGUCUCUCUUAAUCUGUAGUUACCAGUUGAAAACUCCUAGUUUAACGAGUCACCAUUACGUGUAAAAUUUCUCUCCCCUCCCCCCUCUCAUUUUCUUCCUCGUCUGGCUCCCUCUCUCUUUCUCUAUCUUCUUCUUUUCAUCUCGGGCCGUAAAAAUUUUCUCCAAAAGAGCUUUACUCAGAAACAGGAGAAGCUAUUGUUCAUAGAUUUUUUUCAGGGGUGCAUGCUUAUUUUCUUUAAAUUUAGUUGUAUCCCUUGUAUUGUUACUUCACCAGUGAUCCCAAUUAUGUAAUGGGUCAGUUGUGCUAUUUACAUAUUCAUUUUUGACGAUUUACACUGAUAGAUUAGCAUAAAAUACUAAGAUCCGUCCAAACGCGGAGAUUCUGCGUUCAGUUUAAACGCAGAUACCGUUCAUCAAAAAACGUGGAGGAUUUCCACUGUGCUGGCGCGUAUCAUGGUUUCUUCCACCUUGGUUUCAUUCAUGUUGCACGUCGAGCAACCAAUGCAAAUGUGUGUAUCACUGAUGAAUCCAAGGUGGAAGAAACUGGUAUGUAAUACCACCAUGGCUGAUGUCAUGUACCGUAUUGUUUGAAGAGUGAUAUCUCCAUUAAUGUUGGUUGCAAGAAAUUAGCGUUGGGACAGAUCUCUCUAUUUUUUGCUUUUUUAUGAGUUUGAACCUUGAACCAUUAAAAAACGAUUCUAUGACUAGCACAACUGACCCAUUGAAAACAGAAUUGUUCUAAUGUUUAUUUCAAUUUUUUGUGAAUUUUUUAAAAAAUAUUAUAAACUGAAGAAAAAUCUGAAGGCUAAUUAAUUAAUUACUUAAUUAAUGCACCCUACAUCUUUGAUAAUAAUCAGAAAAUUACAGAAAACUUCAACAGGCAUUUUGCUUUACCUUUUAUCUAAAAAUUACGCUUCAAAACUUACUUCAACUCUGAAGUAACUUCGAAUGUUUUGCUGGAUUAUUUUUUCCUAAUCAGUUGUGAAGCUCAUUAGCUUGUUUAGCGGAUGUAUGGAUCAAUUAAACACUUGUGAAAUAUUUCUGAGAGUGACAGAACAUACACUGCACAUGUUUACUCACGAAAUGCAUGGUUCUCCGUUAGCACGAAGGAACUUUUUAAUGAUGAGUUCAGUCGUAAUUUUAUUUGUCUAAAUUUUAUCUUUAAGUCCCAGAAUAUAGAAUUACUUUGAAUUUGUCUCUAAAGUGAUAACAAAAUAGAUCUUCAACAGACUCCAUCUCAAGAACCAAACAAACAUCUCAGUAAGCAAAACGCAUAGGUCAUGAAAUUUUCAUAGAUACUGCCUAUAUGUCAUGAUCCUCAUGACAAUCUAAGUAAAGUUGCAUUUCUCAGAGGUGUAAAUGGCAUGUUCUCAGUCUUAUCCUCAUUCAAUGAAGGGUACACGCAAUAAAAUGCUUGAAAAUUUACUUUUAACCAAGCCGUAAAUGCUGACAAUAAACUUAGUAAAAUCUAUAUCAUUUGAAUGGUGCCUUCCAUCUUAUCAAUCUUAAGUGAGCGUGUGUAAUUUUAUAUGAGUCAGAAGGUGGAUUUCCAAACUUUUUAUCAUGUACAACUUAUAUCUCUGUAUAAAGGAUUUUUUUUCUAUUCAAAGUGCAGAGGAUCACGAUGAACUGUAUGAUUUUUACUUUAUUAUCCCAAUCCACUGCCGUGGUCCAGCCUGAUCAAUGCAUUCCAGUGGGACGCAUUGAUCACUCUGCUGAGGUGGUCAUUAAACCGUUAAGUGCAUCUUAACAUCUAGCUGAUCUGCUGAGAACCACAUGUAACCCGAUUCAUGAUGUUCCAUGCAUUUAAAUUAAUUCCUUGAUCCUGAGGAGAGAGUUCACAUUCAACUUUUGUCAGUAUUUGAGUUCAUAUCUUGUCCCCUCGUUCAUUGCUCCGGUCAUUUAUUUUUUGCAUUUUUCUUUAAGUUACUUGAGGUGAAUUUUGGAAAUAAAACCACAGCUCAGAAGAGCAUUUCAAAUUCAAGUCUGUGCACCCACAUAAUUGACUGCCAAACACCACCACUUGAAAUUUCGCUUCUACUGUAGCAGAUCGCCCUUCAUUUUUCAUGUUGUUAAGUUUUGUGGUGUUAAAUUUGACAGAGGCUUCCAUGUUGUAUUGUUUUCACCACUUUUCCUCCCUUUAUGAUCCUCAUAAUAUGUGUACUGUGUAUAAUGGGCUAAACAUAAUUGCCAAAAAGUAAAUAGUUAUGUCCUUUUUUAAGUCUGAAUAUAAUUACAAUCCUGUCACAAAAAUGUUUGAAUCUAAUAUGUACGCUUUGGUAGAAAAGUUGUAUUUUGGCAUCCUUGGAAUCCUUUUAUCAGUUUUAAAAAUGAUUUUCUUAGCACAGUGUAAGAGAAGAGUCAGUGAGUCAGUCAACUGCGUAAGUUAUGUUGUAGAUUUUCAUGGUAAUAGUGUCUGGUCUAGAAAGUCAGCAUUAUACUUCAGGAAAUUAAAUUAAAAAAACAUAAAUGUUUCCUUUUACACAGUUCAAACACAUUUCUGCUGGUACUAUCAUCAUUUUUAUUGCCAAAAAACAUUCUUAAAUUUGAUACUCUCUCAAUGCUAUGUAAAAUACAUAAUUAUCUUUGCUGUACUUUGCUUACCAAACUGCUCGGAAAAAAGUUACUUCAAUAGAAACUUCAGUUUCUGUAGUUUCUCUCCCGAAAACCAUCGCGACUGAAAAAAAUCAGUAAAAAAAAUGUCUGUAGCACUCUAGUUAUCGGGUCAUGAUCUUGUAUUUUCCAAGGGUGUCUAAUUAAAUUUUAGCCAAAAUAUUUUCUUUCUGUUGCACAAUUUAAGGGUAAGUCUUUUACACCCUCAAUUCUUACACUGUUAACCUCUAUGAGCACAGGCAGACAGACUCAAAAUUUACGAGGGAGCAGUCACCUGGAUUAGAGGGCCCAAGGGGCAACUCUCUGUUCUCAAGCUUUUCUUCAGAAAAUGUUGAAAAUCUUGCACCUCCUUAAUUGUGUUCUAGGCUCUAUUAUGCCUCUCUUAAAGUUUCAUAAGAGGCCCUGAAGAACUAAAAAGAUCUCGUCUAGAGUUGCGCUGAUAUCGCUUUUUUUCGACAAAAUUUGUAGGGCAAUUUACCUCCUUAGCCAGUCUGUCCCACACUACGAGAACUCAACAUUAUAUAUGUAUAGCAGAUUUUCAUCUCUUGCUCGAAGGAAUACUUAUAUCUCAAUUGCGCUAUCUCAGUAUUUCUUCUCUACAUUUAUGUGUUUGUAGGGGAACAGUCACAUGAAUUUUCCUGAAAUUUCCUGUGAUUUUGCCUUACCCUUGUGAGAGGAGACGUUCAAUUUUUCCGACAAAUUUAUGCUGCAUGGUUCUCCCAUGAAAAAUUAAAAUUUUCAUAGGAAUUCUAAAACAGCUCGGACGAGAUACGUUCCUUCGUUCAAGACACAACGAUAUCAUGACUUUUUGCCUCUGUCAUUUCUUUCACUCGAAUUUACCAACUUAUCUUCAUAACUUCUACCUCAAAUUAAUAAGCCUAAGUUUUUUUAAAUUAUUUAAGGGUACUUUUUCUUUCCUUUAGUCCAUUAUGUUUUUCCUAGUAUCUUUAUCAACUCACCCAGGUGUUAAUGAAUUCUUACCUCAUGUGUAAACAUCUAUUAUCAAGAUUGAUUUUCUCACAUUUCUUCGCUAUUUUGUCACUAAUAAACUGAAACUUUAACGUCUCUCCUUACCUUUCACGACGGAUCACCACUUUAUGUAUGCACAGAUCUUUCUCUUUUCAUAAUUUCAUGAUUUUUUUUUCUUUGAGGAUUAGAUCUGUAAGAAAAGGUAGAUAGGAAAUCAUGAGACUUUUUUCUUGUUUAUUAUUUUCUUUUCUUAAUUAUUGUGAUAACGAUGAGCAAUAUUUUAUUUUGUAAAUACCUGUCGGUCCUUGAAACAAAGGACAGUGAAUCUCAUUUGAUUUUUAUUUGCAUCGCUCAGUUGAGCUAAUGUUAGCAGCAAGAUGAAUCAUCUUUUUCAGGAUUUUUUGGUUUAUAAUAUCUAUUUCAUAAUACAGAUUUUUAAUUCAUGAAGCUGCCAUUGUAUUCUAUAGUUCGUCAUGAAGCUGCCAUUGUAUUCUAUAGUUCGUAUAGUUGUCUUAAAGUUACUACACCUUUCCUCUCUUGCAACUGCUUUCUCAACCAUCAAUUACCGUACUUCUUGUAUUGUCAGAUAUCAAAUAUCAAUUAAUCUAUUGAUGGUUGUUGCAUACUUUUGAAAUUUUAACACCUUUCUUACCUAGAUUAGCAGAAACAAGUUAGAAAAUCACAUGCAAAACUGUUAAAUUUUUCAAUUUUUGUUUCAAAAAUUUGUUUCAUGAGUAAAAUAUUUCAAUCAAGAACCUAUUGAGUAUGACUUAACAAGCAAUAGUUAUAUACAGAGUGAGUCAAUAUUGGCAGCAAAGAGAAAAUAUUAUAAAGAAUCUCAAUUCCUAACUACCUACUCAUCUAUUUGAUUUUUUUACUAUCUUGAGGAAAAUAAUAUCUUCGGAGGAUCAUUUUCAUUUAUUCAAACAAGUAACUUCUCUGCCCAGUUAUUCAUUAGUUGAUAUUGUCUUGUAAUACAAUUUUCCUUUGCUUGUUCUGAUAAUUUUCUUCAAAAUUUGAAUAAAUUUUAUUUUUUGAUCCUCAUCAA
Molecule: messenger RNA, 7461 nt
Organism: Bemisia tabaci
Lineage: Eukaryota; Metazoa; Arthropoda; Insecta; Hemiptera; Aleyrodidae
Gene: GAPcenA
Product: GTPase activating protein and centrosome-associated
Biological process (GO): regulation of GTPase activity
Molecular function (GO): small GTPase binding; GTPase activator activity
Source: RefSeq, a predicted model, not a curated record